Messenger RNA from Owenia fusiformis, 530 nucleotides. The record is from the annotation of a GenBank genome assembly. NCBI's taxonomy places the organism in Eukaryota, Metazoa, Annelida, Polychaeta, Sabellida, Oweniidae.
AUUGAAAGUUUGAUCUUGAUACUAGAAGAACUUACUUGAUAUUGCUUUUGAAUCUUCAAACAUGAUUGAAAUCGGCAUAUUGAUAUUGGCGACUAUAGCCAAGGGAGUGCUGGUCACAAGCAAAAGAGACAAGAAUGUGAAUGAUAAAGACCUCCAAAAAUGCCAUCCACCUAUGUAUCCAACAAAUGACACGAACAUGAAUCUCAUCCUACAUCAAAGUGCCAGCUCAAAAUUGAAAGUUGCUGCUCCAGAAAAGGGACUACUAUGGACACUUGAGGGACAAGAUAGAGGAAUACAUAAUAGAUGUACCCCCAAGAAAGUAUGUACCUGGUACGAGAUCUGUAUAGAGUUUGAGGGAGACAAUGCAAUUGAAUGAAAAAAGGACAGUUAUUUAAUAUCAUGGACAUAAAAAGGAUGGUAACAUACUGUUACAUCAGAAAGAAAGGAUGGUAAUAUAUUGUUACAUCUGAGAGAAAGGACUUUAUAAUUAUAUAUACUAUUUAAUACUAUGUUCAUAAAAAAUAAUGAGA